AUGAACGAAGACCCCAAAGCACUUGUCACUGAACUUCUGAGGAAAACCUCGGUGGCUGACGGCGCUCUUCCUGGAUGGGAACUGCAGCAGCAGGUGAAGAUUCAGGAGCUGCGGCACAGUCGUCUGGCCAAUGUGUGCUCUGAGUACCAGCUGGGCGCCAUGAAGCAGCAGGUCUCUGAGCAUCACAUGUCAAACCUCUUUGUUGAAGACCAGUUCAGGCUGCUGUACUGCGAGGUUCCCAAAGCCGGCUGCUCCAACUGGAAACGGGUGCUGAUGGUUCUGUCGGGCAAAUUCUCCUCUGUACUCAACCUCACUCAUGAUCAAGUGCACACCAACGUACACCUGAGACACCUGAAGGAGUGCGGCCCUGACGGCGUCGCUGAGCGGCUGGAAAACUUCACUAAGAUCCUGUUUGUCAGGGAGCCCUUCCAGCGGCUGGUGUCAGGAUUUCGGGAUAAGAUGGAGAAUCCCAACAAGCCUUACCAUGAUGUGUUUGGACGGGCCAUCAUCGCCAAGUACCGUGCCAAUGCCUCGCAAAGCGCCCUGGAGACUGGAGACGGUGUCACCUUCAGGGAGUUUGUGCAGUGCCUGCUGGACCCGCAUCGUCCCGUUGGGGACGACCCACACUGGGCUCCCAUCAGCCAGCUGUGCCACCCCUGUCUGCUGCAGUACCACUUCAUCGGCAAGUUAGAGAAUGCCAACACCGAAGGAAACUUCCUGCUGAAGCACAUCGGAGCGCCGGUGAACGUCAGCUACCCCGACUAUAAGGACAGACACCCUCAGGACGAGAGGACGUCCUCGGCCAUCAUGGAGAAAUAUUUCUACCAGCUGAACGCCACCGAGAGGCAGGGAAUCUACGACCUCUACCGCAUGGACUACCUGAUGUUUGGCUACCCCAAACCCCUCCCUGACCUGCACUGA
This is a messenger RNA of Cheilinus undulatus (humphead wrasse), 921 nucleotides long. Its product is annotated as carbohydrate sulfotransferase 8-like. NCBI's taxonomy places the organism in Eukaryota, Metazoa, Chordata, Actinopteri, Labriformes, Labridae. The record is from RefSeq and is a predicted model, not a curated record. The transcript has a single exon. Gene Ontology annotation, molecular function: sulfotransferase activity. Gene Ontology annotation, biological process: carbohydrate biosynthetic process; proteoglycan biosynthetic process. The coding region runs from base 1 to 921 and encodes 306 amino acids. Gene Ontology annotation, cellular component: membrane.